Molecule: messenger RNA, 1368 nt
Organism: Geosmithia morbida
Lineage: Eukaryota; Fungi; Ascomycota; Sordariomycetes; Hypocreales; Bionectriaceae
Product: 2-methylcitrate dehydratase PrpD
Exons: 4
Coding region: 1-1368 (455 amino acids)
Molecular function (GO): lyase activity
Source: RefSeq, a predicted model, not a curated record
AUGACACGGACAGAGAAUCUCGCCCGAUGGGCCGCAGCUCUCCGCUACCAUGACCUACCCGUCGAGGUCGUUGAGCGCACAAAGGACUUUUUCCUAGACUGGCUGGGCUGUGCCACUGCUGGGCGCAACCACGAAGCCGUGAGCGCAAUGGCACGAUUUUCAAGGCAGAUGGGACCCUCCAGUGGGAAGAGUGAGCUUGUUGAUGGAUCUGGGAAACCUACGACGACAAGUCCCGUCUUCGCCAGCAUGGUUAACGGGGCCUCGUCCCAUGUCGUCGAGCAGGAUGAUUUGCACAACCGAAGUAUCAUGCACCCGGCAACUGUCAUAUACCCUGCUGCGCUGGCCGUGGCCCAGGACAUUGGAGCUGAUGGCAAGGCCUUGAUCACAGCUUGUGUCGUGGGUUACGAGGUUGGCUGCCGUGCUGGUGAGUACCUUGGUAAGAGUCACUACGAGAAAUUCCACACGACGGCAACAGGCGGCGUCUUGGGUGUAGCAGCCGCCACAGCUCACCUCUUGGGCCUCGACGCCGACGGGAUGCUGUCGGCCAUGGGGACGGCAGGCACACAGGCAGCUGGACUGUGGCAGUUCUUGGUCGACGCCACCCACUCCAAGCAGGUACACACGGCCAAGGCAUGUUUCGAUGGCAUCUUUUCAGCAUACUCUGCGCGUGACGGGCUCCUGGGUCCGCGUGACAUUCUCGAGGGCCCUCGUGCCAUGGGGGCGGCCCUAGUUCCGGGCGGGCAGACGACUCCCGAGGCAAUCGAUCGUCAUCUAGGCGAGGAGUUCGCCAUUCUGCGCUCCAGCUUCAAGUGGCACGCAUCCUGCAGGCACACCCACCCGAGCGUAGACGCGCUGCUCAAUCUCAUGCACUCCCACAACGUCUCGUUUGAUGAGAUUGAGUCGGUCGUCGCGCGCACAUACAGCGCCGCCUUUGGCGUUCUCGGGCUAAGCGGGCGCGGCGGCACGGUCCACCAGAGUAAGUUCAACAUGGGGUUUGUGCUCGCCGUUGCCGCCAGGAAUGGCCAGGCCAUGAUCACAGACUUCACCGAGGAGGCCCUGUGUGACCCGGCACUGCGGGCUUUUCAGGACCGCGUGACCAUGGAGCUUGAUGGCUUCAUCGACAGCCAGUUUCCCGAGAAGUGGCAGGGCACCGUGGUUGUGACUUGCAAGUCUGGUGCUGUCUACAUCGAGUCUGUUGAGUUUGCCAAGGGUGAUCCGGAGUCUCCGUUGACUAGACCCGAGCUCGAGACCAAGAUGCAUGCCUUGGCUAGGUAUGGGGGCGUCACGGACACUGCCAAAGUAGACGUGACGAUGCGGAGGGCAUUCGACCUGGAGAAUGAGGGGAACCUUGCAGGGUUCUGGUUUUGA